AUGGAAGUACCCCGCGCUUGGAUGGGUUCUGAACGCAGUUCAAAAAUAGAAGAAACAUUAGUAGCUCCAAACAGUUCACCAGUUUCCUUAUCUGGUAAUGUUCUUCCAGUGGCGACAGCGACUAGAACAACAAAAGCUCCAGUCAGAAAGAAAGGCAGAAAUAAGUUAGUCGAUGAAUUAGGCUUUCGCAAUCCUGGACCUAAAAAUGUGGUGACUAAUGUUAGUUCGAGAAGAAUGAAAAAUAUACGACGUAAUUCAACACAAGAAAGAACAGGUCGAAGUCGUCCAGUAUACGAUAAUGUUGGUCUGUUAAUCAGUGAUAAAAGUGAUCGUUGUGAUUGCAAUAGAAAAGCUUGCCCAGGUUUGAAAAAUUUUGUAUAUGCUCGGAGUAAAAUGUUUGCACAAACUUAUAAAACAUAUGAUGGUAAAAUACCACAAAGAUUAACGAAUAUGAAUUCUCGUCAAACAUUAUCAUCAAAGUCUGCAAACACAAUCCGACAAAAUCAUCAACAAUCGACACCACUUGACUGUAGUUUAACAUCAAUCGAAUGGCUACCCAAUAUGAAAAUUGGAAAACCAAUCACAUCGGCAACACCUCCACCGCCACCGCCGCCACUUUCAAUGAUGACCACGGCUAAUAUGGAUGAAAUAUCCACAUCAACAUUAAAUCGACAUAAUACUGUUCCAAUUAGCUAUAAUAAUCAAGAAUUAACAAAUUACUGUGACGAUUAUCCAAUAUCAGAACCAACUUUUAUGUCAAAUCCAACUUUAACUAUGCAACAGCAUCUAUCUAAUGGUUUUAUACAACAUCAACCUUGUGAACAAUAUCAGAAACCACCAUGUAGUUACGUAUCUCUAAUUCGUCGAGCUAUAUUGAGUACACCAAACCAACGAAUGACACUAAAUGAAAUUUACCAUUGGAUAAUUGAAAAAUAUCCCUAUUUCAAAAAAGCCCCACCAAAAUGGAAAAAUUCAAUUCGUCAUAAUUUAUCAUUAAAUAAAUGCUUUAAAAAAGUGCAACGUGGUACAAAUGAUCCUGGCAAAGGAAGUUAUUGGACCAUUGAAGAAUCGGAAACAAAUUCGACUAUACGAAAACGUCACCCUGAAGAUCAGAUUCAUUCUCAACAACAAGUAUGUUCGGGUCAACCACAAGCCUCAAACACUUCUACAGCCUAUUACAACAAUCCAAUGAUUUAUGAUAUAAAUAGUGUUGGUGGACAAUCAUCUUCUACAGAUGAUUCAGAUUCACCAGCUGGUCUAACGUCAAAUUGUCAAUGGAUGCCUGAAGAUAUAAACAUUGAACUAACAGCAUCAUUUCGUCGAUUUCGCGAACAAGUUCUUGAUUCAAACAAUUCGUUUUCAACUGAUUUAUUUCCACAUGGAGAUAGUUUCAUUGAAAGUGUUAAAAUGGCCGGAAGUGGUGAAAUUAAUUGGAAUGAUAUUAAACUUGAACCAUAUUGUGAACUUCUUGAUACAGUUCGUGCAAGUUCAACAUUUCAAGAUCGUGAUCAAUUAAUCAAUUUGGCAUCAUCAUUAUCAAAUUUUUUCGAUUAUACAGGCAUUACAAAUAUGGUUCAAUCACGCACAAAUGAUUCUCGAUCAUUGAAUUGUGUUAUGAAUGAAUCAAAUGAUCUUAACUUUUGCCAUUUUAUUAUGGUAUAUGAAUAUCGAAUAUUUUAUAAAGUUGAUGAUGUUCAUCAAUGGGAAAGUUUAAAGUCUGGUAUUGAAAUACGAACGGAUAUUUAUUAUCUGCUAAGUGGUGAUCAUCAGAAUGAUUGUGGAUUGAAAUUACGUCGCGAAUCAAGCUUAGAAUUAAAAUAUCGAGUUGAAAAACGUGCAGAUAAUCAAGAAUUAUGGUCCAAAAUAGUUAUCAAAACAGUGGUGGGUGCUGAUAAUGAUAAUCAAUUGAGCUUUGAAACAUUUGAAGAUGUUGUUAAACAAUUAAAAAAAUAUAUGGAAAAAAAUAAUGAUAAAAAUAAUAUCAUCAAGAGUAUUAUUAAUUCAUUAGAAUCAAAUAAUGAUAUAAUCCUAUGUUAUGUGAAAAAGUUUCGUAAACAAAAACUACACUUACGAUAUAUGGAAGAGCACACAGGUCUUAUAGUGAAAUAUUAUCGAUUAUCACAGCAAGACAAAUAUAUUCAAUCAAUAUCACCUGAAUUAUAUUACGAAUCAAUUUGUGUUGAAAAUAGUCGACCAUUAGACACUAGUGCAAUGAAUAAAGUUAAUCAAUGUAAUGAUGAACAACAAAAAUGUUAUAUCCAAGGAUAUCCAGAAUUUUUGUAUGGGCAGUAUCAGCUGUUAAAAAAUGAGUCAAGUUAG
Didymodactylos carnosus is the source of this 2319-nucleotide messenger RNA. NCBI's taxonomy places the organism in Eukaryota, Metazoa, Rotifera, Eurotatoria, Philodinida, Philodinidae. The record is from the annotation of a GenBank genome assembly.